Molecule: messenger RNA, 1326 nt
Organism: Pichia kudriavzevii
Lineage: Eukaryota; Fungi; Ascomycota; Pichiomycetes; Pichiales; Pichiaceae
Exons: 1
Coding region: 1-1326 (441 amino acids)
Biological process (GO): isocitrate metabolic process
Cellular component (GO): mitochondrion
Molecular function (GO): magnesium ion binding; NAD binding; isocitrate dehydrogenase (NADP+) activity
Source: RefSeq, a predicted model, not a curated record
AUGUUUGCUGCCUCCACACGUGCCCAUUUGAGACUUGCUGCAAUUAAAAGACACUUCUCCACAUCACCAUGCGCCUUGGAGAAAAUCCACGUUAAGAAUCCUAUUGUUGAGUUAGAUGGUGACGAAAUGACCAGAAUCAUUUGGUCGGAUAUAAAAAACAAGUUGAUUCUUCCCUAUCUCGACGUUGAUUUGAAAUACUACGAUCUAUCCAUCCAAUCCAGAGACGCGUCCGACGAUCAGAUCACCGUUGAUGCUGCAAAUGCCAUCAAAAAGUAUGGUGUUGGAAUCAAGUGUGCAACCAUCACUCCUGACGAGGCAAGAGUGAAGGAAUUCGGUUUGAAGAAAAUGUGGUUGUCUCCAAAUGGUACAAUCAGAAACAUCCUUGGCGGUACUGUUUUCAGAGAACCGAUUGUAAUUGGCUCUGGCCCAGACAAGGCUCCUAACGAUAUCGAGAUUCCAAGGUUGGUUCCUGGUUGGAAGAAGCCAAUUAUUAUCGGUAGACACGCACAUGCUGACCAGUACAAGGCAACCGAUUUUGUUGUUCCCGAAGCCGGCACUUUGGAAGUUACCUUCACUCCAAAGGAUCCAAGGGGCGAGAAAAUCAACAGGACCGUCUACGAAUACAAGGGUCCCGGUGUUGCCCUAUCCAUGUACAACACCGAAGAGUCUAUCAGAGGCUUUGCACAUUCAUCCUUUAAGAUGGCUUUGAACAGAAAGGCGCCAUUGUUUUUGUCAACAAAGAAUACCAUCUUGAAGAAAUACGACGGUAAAUUCAAGGAUAUCUUUCAAGAAAUUUAUGAAACCACAUAUAAGGCUGAAUUUGAAUCUAAAGGUUUAACUUAUGAACACAGAUUGAUAGAUGAUAUGGUUGCACAAAUGUUGAAAUCUCAAGGUGGCUUUGUCUUAGCCUUGAAAAAUUACGACGGUGAUGUCCAAUCCGAUAUUGUUGCCCAAGGUUUUGGCUCCCUAGGUUUGAUGACCUCUGUAUUGAUGACUCCAGAUGGAAAGGCCUUUGAAUCCGAAGCUGCUCAUGGUACUGUCACCAGACAUUACAGGAAAUAUCAACAGGGUGAAGAAACUUCCACAAAUUCCAUUGCUUCAAUCUUUGCAUGGACCAGGGGUAUUGCCCAAAGGGGUAAGUUGGACGCCACUCCUGAAGUCGUUGAGUUUGCAAACACCUUGGAAAAAUGUGUCUUAGAUACCGUAUCCAAGGAUGGCAUCAUGACAAAGGAUUUGGCCUUGCUAGUCAAGAAGAAGGAAUAUGCAACUACCGAAGGCUUCCUUGAUGCCGUUGCAGCAAGAUUAUCAAAAAACAUCAAAGUUUGA